Molecule: messenger RNA, 153 nt
Organism: Bipolaris zeicola 26-R-13
Lineage: Eukaryota; Fungi; Ascomycota; Dothideomycetes; Pleosporales; Pleosporaceae
Exons: 1
Source: RefSeq, a predicted model, not a curated record
UUUUUUGAAGAGUCAACCCGUUCCCCACUCUCCCCUUUUCCUUUCCAAGAUACUACUUUUGAGACUGUGACUGCCGGACGAAAAUAUAUGAGACAUGUCGCAUAUCCCGUGCCCUCCGCCCCCCUUUCGUAUUCCUCUGACAAACCCCGUUAG